AUCCAUGUAUUUGGAGGUUGCAGAUUCCUCAAAAUUGCCGUCUGGGUGGACUAGAUAUGCCAAAUUCAGUUUCACCUUGGUUAAUCAACUUGAUAGAAUCCUGUCAAAAACCGAAGACCUUGAGCAUGAGUUCAAUGCGAAUGAGAGUGAGUGGGGACUCGGAGAAUUCAUGAAUUUAAGUGAGAUCCAUGACCUUUCUAAAGGCUAUCUUAUGAAUGAUAUUUAUAUUGUUGAAACCAAUGUUUCAGUUCGUAAGGGUGAUAUUAAAAUCUUAGACAACGAAACUGGCGAGCUUAUGGAUUUUAAGGAUUUAGUACGAAUAGAGUUGGCUUUUCAUCCACUGCUAGAGGAAGUUUGUUUGUCACAGCCUUCGUUGAUUGAGUGCCAACAGAGGAGAAGCCGUACAUUUUUCGAAUGUGCAUUCACAACAUUGGGCCGACUCUUACAUUUCUUGAAGACUACAAAGGUGAAGGAUUUGAACCAAGAUGGCUAUGACAGGCUUCAACUUUUAUGGGAGGAGCUCGAGUGCUUCAAGUUUGACUUGACUUGGCUGCAGCCUCAUGUUCAAUCUGUUUUUGGUAUGAAGAACAUGGCAGGAAGAGUGGCUAGAAUGAGAGAAGAUGUCAAUAUUUUGGACAAUGAAGUCAAGAAGCGGAGGGCUAUGCUAGCAGCUGCGGAGGUCGACCUUGAGAGAGCAAAAGAAGAUUUGGUAAAGGCAGACCGACGGUUUAACAAGAUAGGUGAUGUGGAUUGUGUAAUAGGCUAUCCGUUGGCUUAAAUGUAGAAUUCGAAUUCUCUCUAUUCCCAUAGUAGUUUGUCAAUUAAGAGUUUAAGACAGAUAUGCCAUGUUUGCAUUGUAUUGCUUCCAGCAGGAUUAGUGAGUUCUGAAAUGUUUGCACCCAAUUA
This is a messenger RNA of Rosa rugosa (rugosa rose), 906 nucleotides long. Its product is annotated as MATH domain and coiled-coil domain-containing protein At3g58260-like. The record is from RefSeq and is a predicted model, not a curated record. The transcript has 2 exons. The coding region runs from base 5 to 778 and encodes 257 amino acids. Lineage: Eukaryota; Viridiplantae; Streptophyta; Magnoliopsida; Rosales; Rosaceae. Gene Ontology annotation, molecular function: protein binding.